GUUAUAAGUCAGUAUGUAUGCAGGUAUUGUUUUGAAAUAAUCACUAUAAUAAGGUCCAAUGUCAUGUAAAUUAAAUUAGAACAGUCCUAGGUGCAUUUUAUUUGAAUAAUUAUUGAUGACAUUCAACAAGAUAAACCUAGGUAUUUAUUAGAUAUUUAAAAAGAAAGAAACAUGUAAUCUACCAAAAUGUCAAAUAAAUAAAAGAAAACCUGCAAAAUGUGAAUGCAGCAUAGAGAUUGUCUUUGUUCGGUUAUGUUUUGGAAUAGCAUCAACUCUCGAUAUUUCCUGCCUCUGCCUCUCUCUGGGGUCCAAGCGGUUCACUAUAAAUAUUAGUGUCUCGGCCAUUCCUGCCAUUGCCUCACCGUCAGCCGAGCCAAGGGGUCACACCCCCCACCACUUAUAUUUGUGAAAGUAUUGGAAGUUCGACUGAAAAUGAAGACCAGGACGUUGUUAUUAUGUAUUGCUGCGGCGCUGGCGUCAUCCGCACCGGUACCCGAGCCCGCGGCUCAGCCCCAGCACGUCGAGUACGACUACGAAUAUGAGUCGCCUGCCGCACCUGCGCAGCAGGCGCACACCGCUCAGGAACCCCAGGAGUCUGCCAGCCAUUAUGACGAGUACAUUCAGGACGUGAAGGCUGCGGCCAGCGGCGGCGGUGGUGGUGCUAAGAAAGGUUACAGUCGAGGCAGCGGUCUCCGAACGAUAGCCGUCGGCUCGGCCAACCAAGCCAAAACCGCACUGGGCAACCAAAACGCCGCUGGUCACCAGGCCGCUUACGUGGCCAAGAACACCCUGGCUCAGUCCGCUGCGCAAGCUAGCGCGACCGCUCAGGCUGCGCUUGCUGGCAAACAGGUGAUCCUAUCGGGCCUGGAGCAGCAAGUCCGUGACGCCAAGGUGGCCCUCCAGGGUGAAGAGAUGCAGCUGCAGCAGGCGAAGCGAGCAGCGCAGGCCGCGGCCCAGGCGGCACAGCAGGCUAUGCACCAAGUGAACGUGAUCCAGGCGGCAUUGAACGCUGCGCAGGCGACAUCGGAGAACGCCAACGAGGCGGCAUCUCAAGCGGCCGGCGAGCUCGGUGCACAGACCGCCAUGGUUGGCGCGGCGCGACAGAGGCUAGGCUCUCUCCAGGAGCAAUUGCACGGAGUCAGGAUCGACUUCGAGGCUACGCAGGCUGCGGCUAGGAAGGCGCAGGCUGCUGCCCAACAAGCGCAAGCGAACGCAGCGGAGGCGGCGGCGAAGGCCGCGGCGGCCGGGCUGAGCGCGGGCGCGGGCCACAAGGACGCGUCGCACGAAGGUACGAGCUACGAGGAGUACUCCCUGCCCGCGCAGGAGGCGCCGCAGGAGUACUAUAUCAACGUCCCGUCGAACUACAAGCACUAGUAGCUAAGCUUUAGUCCAGUCUGGGCUUGGUAUAUUUGUUUCUUAAUUUGGGUCAUUGGAAGUCCCUAAAACAAUCGCGUUAUACUUUGAAAUGCCACUAUACAUCAAAUUCAAUUAUUUAAUACCACCAAAAAUUUCAAUAUUAAUAAUUAGGAAAUGACGGCAAGUUUUAAUGAAAUAAUAAUGCUUAUAAAAGUUGUGCAACGAUUUUACGAUUAGUCUUUGCAUAUUAGGUAUAAGCAAGUCGGCAAAACUUAAAACGAUCGUCUUUCAAAUGUGGAUAAAACCAAAUGAAAUAAAAUAAAAAGAGAUCCAGGCACAUAAUUACCGACUUCCAAUGAUACAAAUUAUUCAAUAAAGUGAACCAAAUCCCAGAUAAAUUUAACAAGGUUAAAAUGAGAAUAGGAAGCCAUAAUUUAUUUAGACAUAGUUAUUAUGUUUAACUGAUUAAGUUAAUCUGUCCUUAGCUUCAGUCAUUUUGCUCUCAAGGAAUCCUAUUCUUAUUUUAACUACAUUAACAAAAUGUAAAUAAUAGGUUUUUCUACCUAGUUGUUCAAGUUUGAAUUUUUUACGAAACUUUUUUGUGAUAUACUUUUUACUUGAUUUUUAUAGCUUUUUUUAUAAAAUUUACUUAUUUAUUUACAGUAGACCAAAGUGAGGUUUUAUAUCAUCAAUUUUAUCAUGCAAAUGACAAUACAUGUACAAUAUAACUAUAACGUAAAUAACAUCUAUACUGACGCAAGUGAACUUUGGGAAAAAUAGUAUGAGUACGAUAAGAUGUCACUGCCACAAAUUUCUAUAACAAUAACACAUUCAUUUUGAGUUUGGCAGCAAAAUCCAAGAGUUACAUAUAACAAAGUAUUUCAAAUUUGUACAAGGUUGACCGUCGUAAGAAUAAGCCGACCAAAUCCAGUAGCGAAGUAAAUUUGACUUUUUAUAAUCCUUAUACUAUUUCGACCGUAAGAAACCGUAAUUAAGUGCGAUGUCCAAUUGCUGAAUGGUGGAAGCAAACAAAUGUAUAAUUGUUAAAUAAAAUAUUUUGUGAUAA
Molecule: messenger RNA, 2422 nt
Organism: Cydia pomonella (codling moth)
Lineage: Eukaryota; Metazoa; Arthropoda; Insecta; Lepidoptera; Tortricidae
Product: tol-Pal system protein TolA-like
Exons: 7
Coding region: 433-1374 (313 amino acids)
Source: RefSeq, a predicted model, not a curated record